UUAAGGUACACACAGCCCCUGGAGUAUUCUUCUGUUCUUGGAACUUGAAUAACAUCAUUUUGCUGUAGGUAGUAUCAGCCUGUUGAUGCUUUACAGCUGAAAUUUUGUAUUGUUUCGAUGUUCUGCUGCUCUCGGAAGAUGUUUGACAAAUUGUUUGAAAGAUUUACAUUAACUUCUAGCACCGUGAAAGAAGAAGUGGUCGAAGAGGAGGACAUGACCACCAUUUUACCGGAACCGUGUAAAUCAGGACUUCUUCAGAUAACAGUGCACUCGGGGAAGAAUUUAAGAAAAGCUGACAUAUUUGGUAAAGGAGACCCGUAUGUAGUGAUCAAGGUUAACAGGGUAAAGAUCCAUACAACAGUGGUGAAAUAUGGAACUGAUUCUCCACGCUUCGAGGAAUCUGUUCAUUGCAUUCUAUCAGAUAUUAACGACUCUAAGCUAGCGUUUGAGGUGUAUGACAAGGAUAUGAUCGGGGUGGAUGACACGAUAGGAUGUGCUUUUGUCAACUUAUUCAAGAAACCCUCCAUAGUGAAUUCAGCAUUAUUGCUGUCACUGCCGGAUAUCAACGAAUGUGGAAGCCUCUACGUUUCAGUGAGCUUCACACCUAUGACUAUCAUUCGACCACCGUCGCCAGACGCCCACCACUGACUGCAACAAGCUCUACCGGUGACUGUUCCAAUCAGUUGGGAACGCUGGACGUCACCCCAAAAAGUGACACUGGUCAACAAGUCCUGUCGUAAAGUAGACAAUCUGUCGCGGACGGAAUGAGCUGUUCCAGACAUAAUACCCUGAUCAAGGGAUUUUAAUGCUUUAAUGGAUUUAUAGUUACCAUGGUGAUGUACUAACCAUAGUAACCAUAGUAACCAUGGUGUAGACUGUAGAUGUAUUUAAAAUGCAAUUAUUCGGACAUCACGUAUUAUAUAUUUGUGAUGUUAGAGGUUUUGUCAAAUAUCUAAUCUCAUAUGAUGAUUAUGUACCCCAUUCCUUACAUGUAGUCCCACUUUUUAACAUAACCCUAAAGCCUAAACCCAACCUUAGCCUAAACAGAACCCCUGGCGCCCUGAUCAAAACCCCGCAAUAACCCAGGCCUACACCCCACCCAGCUGAGCUUGUUCAUGCAGACAUGACAUCACCUCAACUAGUUCUGUUAGAGAUCUUCGGACAAUUUGAGGAAGUACUUUAAUCAAGUAAUUUUGUGAUAAUCAAAAAUUGAUUUAAUAGUU
This is a messenger RNA of Bolinopsis microptera, 1223 nucleotides long. RefSeq lists its product as uncharacterized. Lineage: Eukaryota; Metazoa; Ctenophora; Tentaculata; Lobata; Bolinopsidae. Bases 118 to 648 code for a protein of 176 amino acids. The record is from RefSeq and is a predicted model, not a curated record. The transcript has 4 exons.